AUGGCUCCGUCUGGAAGGAGAUCCGAACCUCGUGGAACUCCUACCGAGGAACUGCUAGCGCAGAAUUUGCAGCAAUUGACCCAAUUGACUCAAACUUUGGGAAAUGCGCUCCUCAAUAAUCAACGGGGAGGGCCAGAUGUAGCUAAGAUCAUAGCCGGGCAUCGUCCGCCAUUCUUCACCGGCAAGGAAGAUCCGCUGAUGUUAGAAGAUUGGAUAAGGACUUUCGACAAAAUGUUUGAGGCUGUAGAUUGUCCCGAAGAAAGGAGGGUGGAGAUAGCUACAUUCUAUCUCCAGCAAGAAGCUGACAAUUGGUGGAGUAUGAUGGGACCCAUGUAUCUGCAAGAGGGAGAAUUUCAAUGGACUGACCUUAAGGCUCGAAUGCGGGAUCGUUUUUAUCCCGAGCAUGUUAAGUCCGCCAAGUAUGAGGAAUUUCUGCAUCUACGUCAAGGGACGACAUCUAUUCAGGACUACUAUGCUAAAUAUCUUGAGCUGGCACGAUUUGCUCCUGCCCUAGCCCCGGAUGAGCCAAGCAAGGCUAGGAAGUUUGUAAGUGGAUUAAAUUUCGAGACUCAAAAAGCCGUUUGUGUGUUUGAGUGUCAGACUCUUGGAGAGGCUUAUAGUAAGGCUGCCAAACAUUAUCGAAUCCAGCAGAUGCAGAAGGAGGUUCGUGAGAAGGGUAAGAGGAGAUUUGAAGGUAGUAGCAAAGGGGGAGAGAAGAAAUAUAAGAUGAGUCAAGGAGAGAAUGUUCAGGAGUACUAA
Messenger RNA from Ipomoea triloba (trilobed morning glory), 759 nucleotides. RefSeq lists its product as uncharacterized. The record is from RefSeq and is a predicted model, not a curated record. Bases 1 to 759 code for a protein of 252 amino acids. NCBI's taxonomy places the organism in Eukaryota, Viridiplantae, Streptophyta, Magnoliopsida, Solanales, Convolvulaceae. The transcript has a single exon.